Octopus sinensis (East Asian common octopus) is the source of this 3108-nucleotide messenger RNA. Its product is annotated as zinc finger protein 271-like. Gene Ontology annotation, biological process: regulation of DNA-templated transcription. The transcript is spliced from 4 exons. The record is from RefSeq and is a predicted model, not a curated record. Lineage: Eukaryota; Metazoa; Mollusca; Cephalopoda; Octopoda; Octopodidae. The coding region runs from base 1 to 2679 and encodes 892 amino acids. Gene Ontology annotation, molecular function: RNA polymerase II cis-regulatory region sequence-specific DNA binding; DNA-binding transcription factor activity, RNA polymerase II-specific.
AUGACAGCAAUUCUCUUCAGACAGAAAACCUAUACUACUCAAGAAGACCCAUAUUACUCAAAAAGACCCAUAUUACUCGAAAAGACCCAUAUUACUCAAAAAGACCCAUAUUACUCAAAAAGAUCCAUAUUACUCAAAAAGACCCAUAUUACUCAAGAAGACCCAUACUACUCAAAAAGACCCAUAUUACUCAAGAAGACCCAUACUACUCAAGAAGACCCAUAUUACUCAAGAAGACCCAUACUACUCAAAAAGACCCAUACUACUCAAGAAGACCCAUAUUACUCAAGAAGACCCAUAUUACUUAAGAAGACCCAUAUUACUCAAGAAGACCCAUAUUACUCAAAAAGACCCAUAUUCCUCAAGAAGACCCAUAUUACUCAAGAAGACCCAUACUACUCAAAAAGACCCAUAUUCCUCAAGAAGACCCAUAUUACUCAAGAAGACCCAUACUACUCAAGAAGACCCAUAUUACUCAAGAAGACCCAUACUACUCAAGAAGACCCAUAUUACUCAAGAAAACCCAUACUACUCAAAAAGACCCAUAUUACUCAAGAAAACCCAUAUUACUCAAGAAGACCCAUACUACUCAAAAAGACCCAUAUUACUCAAGAAAACCCAUACUACUCAAGAAGACCCAUAUUAAUCAAGAAGACCCAUACUACUCAAAAAGACCCAUAUUACUCAAGAAAACCCAUACUACUCAAGAAGAGCCAUACUAAAGAAAACCCAUACUACUCAAGAAGAUCCAUACAUUUUAUACAUUCUAUACACUGUGGUAUAAAAAGAAAAAUUAUGGAGAAUGAAUUUUGUGAGGACAAGGAUGAAUGGGAAACGCAAUCAGAAAUAAUUGGUCUCCAGGUUGUAAAGGAAGAGAAUGAAAAGACAUUAUAUGACUGCGAUGUGUGUGGUAAAUUAUUUUCUCAGAAAUGGAACCUUACAGCUCAUAAACGUGCUCACACAGGAGAAAAACCGUAUCACUGUGACAUCUGUGGUGUGUCAGUAUCACAAAAUGACCAUUUAAUUGAACACAAACGUAUUCAUACAGGUGAGAAACCAUAUAAUUGUGAUACCUCUGGUAAAUCAUUCUCUCAAAAAUCUAACCUCACCACUCACAUGUAUACUCAUACAGGUGAGAAGCAGUAUUGCUGUGAUACCUGCGGUAAAUCAUUCUCUGGAAGUAGUGACCUGACUAAACAUAGACGUAUUCAUACAAGAGAAAAAUCAUAUCAGUGUGAUACCUGUGGUAAAUCUUUCUCUGAAAAUAGUCACUUAACCAAGCACAGACGUAUCCAUACAGGUGAGAAGCCAUAUCAUUGCAACAUCUGUGGGAAAUCAUUCUCUCAGAACGAACACCUGAUUAAACACAAACGCGUUCAUACAGGUGAGAAGCCGUAUCAGUGUGAUAUCUGUGGUAAAUCAUUUACUCAAAGUGGUGACUUAACUGUACAUAAACGUACACAUACAGGAGAGAAACCAUAUCAUUGUGAUAUCUGUGGGAAAUAUUUUUCUGAUGGGAGUCAGUUUACCAAACACAAGCGUAUUCAUACAGGAGAAAAUCAAUUUUGCUGUGAUACCUGCGGUAAAUCAUUCUCUGGAAGUAGUGACCUGACUAAACAUAGACGUAUUCAUACAAGAGAAAAAUCAUAUCAGUGUGAUACCUGUGGUAAAUCUUUCUCUGAAAAUAGUCACUUAACCAAGCACAGACGUAUCCAUACAGGUGAGAAGCCAUAUCAUUGCAACAUCUGUGGGAAAUCAUUCUCUCAGAACGAACACCUGAUUAAACACAAACGCGUUCAUACAGGUGAGAAGCCGUAUCAGUGUGAUAUCUGUGGUAAAUCAUUUACUCAAAGUGGUGACUUAACUGUACAUAAACGUACACAUACAGGAGAGAAACCAUAUCAUUGUGAUAUCUGUGGGAAAUAUUUUUCUGAUGGGAGUCAGUUUACCAAACACAAGCGUAUUCAUACAGGAGAGAGGCCAUAUUUCUGUGAUAUCUGUGGUAUGUCGUUCGCUCAGAAGGAACAUGUAACGAAACACAAACGUGUUCACACGGGAGAGAAGCCGUAUCAGUGUGAUAUCUGUGGUAAAUCAUUCUCGCAAAGCGGCGACUUAACAAUACACAGACGUAUUCACACGGGAGAGAAGCCAUAUCAUUGUGAUAUCUGUGGUAAAUCUUUCUCCGAUCGAAGUCAGUUUACGAAACACAGACGCAUUCAUACAGGAGAGAAGCCAUAUCACUGCGAUAUCUGUGGGGCAUCAUUCUGUCAAAAGGUACACCUAACUAAACACAACCGUAUUCAUACCGGAGAGAAGCCAUAUCAGUGUAAUAUCUGUGGUAAAUCUUUCUCCCAGAGUGGAGACUUAAAUAUACACAAACGUAUUCAUACAGGUGAGAGACCAUACCACUGUGGUGUCUGCGGGAAAUCUUUCUCUGAUGGAAGCCAGUUCACUAAACACAAACGUAUUCAUACAGGGGAGAAACCAUAUCAUUGCGGUACCUGUGGUAAAUCCUUCUCUGAGACUGGUCGCUUGGCUAAACACAAAUGUAUUCACGCAGGAGAGAAGGGCCAUGACAACAAUAUCCAUGAUAUAUCGAUCAUUCAGGGAAAUUCUUUAACUACUUACAACUACACUGAAGGAGGAGAGGCACCAUAUCGCUCAUCAUCAUCAUUUUAACGCCCACUUUUCUAUACCUGCAUGAAUCAAACAGAACUUUUGCUGGGGCAGAUUUUUUCUUUUUUCGGCUGGGUGCUCUUUCUGUUGCAUACCUUCCAAAUAAGGUAAUGUUUCCCCAUGACCAGAUAUGUUUCUGCAAAGAUUGUCAAUGAAGAACAUCUUUUGCACGUCAGGGACAUUCAUAUACAACUAUUAUAUAUUAUGGGUAUAUAUGUGGGUGUGUAUGUGAAGGCACGUGGCUUAGUGGUUAGGGGCAUUUGGCUGCUCAUGAUCGUAAUGUCAUGAAUUCAAUUCACAGCGACACAUUGUGACCUUGAGCAAGACAGUUUAUUUCAUGUUGCUCGUUGCCCCAGUCCACUCAGCUGACAAAAACGUGUAGUACCUGUAUUUCAAAGGGCCGGCCUUGUCACACUUUGUUAUGCCAAAUCU